AUGUUUUACUUGACCUUACAACUUGUUGUGAUGCCUCAGCAUCCCAUUGCGCACCAUGACUCGGAGUCUGAGUUAGAGUAUGAUGAUGCAUCUGAAUCAGAUGUACUGUCAUCUUAUGUGGCAGGGACCACAUCAAUUACCACUCAGUCAUUGGCUUCUUUGCAGGGUGGAGACAUGGAGAUCAUUUGGUGCCUGCAACUCGAAAACCAGUCUCUCAAGAAUAAUAAUUGGAUGCUGGGCGAGAAAAACAAAGUCUUGGCGUCCAAUCAACAUAGAUGUUCGAGUGCGCAAGUUCCUGACGAGCUGAAGGCCUUUGACAUCGAGCUCUCAACCUUUGCUUGCAAAUAUGGUAUUAUUGCUGAGAUGUUCCCACCUGAGCAUCACAUUCUCAGAUUGCCAGUGCCAAACCCUCCGCCCGUCAUCAUAUCCCCUAGUCAUUACUCAACCAAGGGUGCCAAAGAACUUUGCCUUGUGACAGAGUUGUAUUCGCUUCUACCAGAUCACCUCCAUCAUUUCAUACCAACUUCUCAUUUUCAAUCAUUGCUAGAGCAGCAUCUCGAAGGUGAACACUCCAGUGAGAUCGGCAAACUACGCUUGAUGGCAGGGCACAUCUUUGGUCUGGAUUCGUCCUACUUUGACCUGAGUUUCAUGAAGCAGGAUACCAUCCCUGAGAUCCAGAAGAUGCUUGGAUCAGGCACUGCUGGUGGCCGCUCUUUGCCAUCAAAGUUUCCGCCCAUCCUUUUCACAAAUCAAGAGAUGGACCCCACAAUGUCCACAGUUUUUGGUAACUGGGAACAACUCAUGAAGGCGAUUAGGAUCAUGAUGUUCAGAAAGAAUUCACUAGUAGAUGUUUCUGGCUGGCCACGCACUAAGUGCAAUGCUCGAAAAUGGGGCACAAUGUCCUGUACUCCUGGCCUUCUUGCAUGGGGUUGGGUCGCAUUAAUCUUCAUCCUUUCUUCCGACACUUUAUUCAGGAAAGCUGGAGUUGGUGCGAAGUCUCAGCUACCAUAUGCUGCCAUGUUUAUGGCCUACAAGCAGCUGUGGGUUUUUACCUCUGAUCUGAUGUGUUUGGCCAUCACAAAUGCGGGGCAUAAGGAAUCCGACGACUUUCCUGGACCAAUGACUACCAAUGACAACCCUGUCAAUGACAUUCCUGGACCGGCCAUGCCUACUACACCUAUGAUCGCUCCUUCAGCACCGGUCAUUGUCCCUUUAGCACCAGCCAUUGUGGUGCUUGUCCCUGCAAAUGCUACCACCACUCUCAAUCCUGCAACCCUCUUGCCGGCUAUUCCAGCCCCUGGACCACCUGUGGCAUCUGAAUUUGCAGGUGCGGCUGCUGCCACUGCAGCCUAUGAAGACUCUGUACCUUCAGUGAUGGCUGUUGAUUCAGAGGUUCCUGGAGUACCUGGUGAUGUACCAGUGGUAGUGACAGCCCCAUCUUCUGGUUGUCGGGGCCGAGGAAGGAAGGCAGGGAUGCUGGCACCUGUAUCUAGUGGACCAGCGAGUGAGCAGGCUGCAGGCCGACUAAAGCGAACUCAGAAGAAGUAG
This is a messenger RNA of Suillus fuscotomentosus, 1548 nucleotides long. RefSeq lists its product as uncharacterized. NCBI's taxonomy places the organism in Eukaryota, Fungi, Basidiomycota, Agaricomycetes, Boletales, Suillaceae. The transcript has 6 exons. The record is from RefSeq and is a predicted model, not a curated record. The coding region runs from base 1 to 1548 and encodes 515 amino acids.